AUGAAAUGCCUAUGCGGUCCCUUGGACAUGUUCGCGAACACCACUGUCAAUGCCUCAGACCCUGCAUUGGACACAUCACGUCUGAAGAAUCACAAAUGGUCAAUUGAACAGUUCUGGAAAUGUCGCGGUACACCUAAUCUGCAAACACAACGAGUUUUCAUGAUUGAAGAAGCAUCGGCCGCGUACUACUCCACGUUGAUGGGUGGUAGAUUUCCUGAAGAUCGUAAUCUUGACUUGGAAGUUCCUCCGGCAAGCAUACUGAAAAUGCCCAUCUAUUUGGACAUAAUGGAUAUGGUGCUGCAAGCCAGUCCAGAUGAUAUUGGGAGUUUAUUGUAUAUGCGAAUGAAUUGUCACUUGUUCAAUGACUUGGCCUGGGUGCAGACAAUUUACAAUCGACCACUUUCUCGAAAUACAGCCACAGUUCGUGCCAUCUUGGACAUAAUAUACCGUGUGGCGCUUUGCAUCCGAAAUGUGGACAUUCAUCUCAACUGUCCAGAUGCAUGUCGUGGAAAAUCAAAAGAUCAUUGCAGCAGUGUACCACAUGCUCUGGGCACAUGUAGCACACGUUUGGAUGAUUUAAUUGGCAAAACCGGUGUACAGUAUUCUAACGAUACAAAAAUACUGACCAAUAAUCUACGCGACUGGUAUCGUCGUGUGCCGAUUGAACGUCGCUACCCGAUUGAAUUCUUUAUGCGAAGUGCUAAUAACGAAGAACUGUUUCAACGCAAAGUGGAAGUACAAAAAAUUGGAGCACGUGUAGCCUAUUGCCCGUGCCGCGUCUAUUAUAAGGUUAGUCUGUUCUGGGUCUUGUUUUCUACCAACCCGAGGUAUCCGUUUUGUUUGGCAGGAUGCCAUUUACCAUUCUGA
Messenger RNA from Echinostoma caproni, 867 nucleotides. NCBI's taxonomy places the organism in Eukaryota, Metazoa, Platyhelminthes, Trematoda, Plagiorchiida, Echinostomatidae. The record is from the annotation of a GenBank genome assembly.